Molecule: messenger RNA, 1758 nt
Organism: Alternaria arborescens
Lineage: Eukaryota; Fungi; Ascomycota; Dothideomycetes; Pleosporales; Pleosporaceae
Exons: 2
Coding region: 1-1758 (585 amino acids)
Source: RefSeq, a predicted model, not a curated record
AUGGAAGAAGCAGACCUUGUAAUCGUAGGCGCUGGUAUUUACGGUCUCACCACUGCUCACACAUACCACCGCCUACACCCCACAGCCACAAUCCUUAUCCUCGACUCUGCCUCGUGCAUCGGCGGGCCAUGGGCACCGCAUCGCGUUUUUCCGGGUCUUCGGACUAACAAUUUGUGGGGCAUGUACGAACAUCCUGACUUCCCUAUGGAAGAGAAGAGGUUUAUGGUGAAAAGGGGAGAGCAUAUACCUGCUGCGAAGAUGUUCGACUACCUUUGUGCAUUCACGAAAUGGGCCGACAUAGAGAAGUUCUUCAGGGGCCAAACGACUAUUGAUGCCAUCGAGAAGGAUAAAGAUGGGGGCGGUUGGGUGCUUCGUUGUGCAUCGACUAUGCUAGAAAAGAAGGGUGUUGAGAUCAAGGCCAAGAAACUGGUUAUCGCUGUAGGCACUACGAACAAGCCGCUACUACCGCAUUAUGAAACGUCGACAAAGUUUCGACCUUUGGUGAUCCAUACUGCAGACUUCCCGAAACAUCACUCGGUCAUCGCGGAGCCGGGAAAACAUACCGUCAUUGUAGGAUCUGGAAAGUCUGCAUGGGACGUUGCAUACGCAUGCGCUAGCCAGCCUUCAGCGACAGCAACCUUACUUAUACGUCCCGACGGUAACGGUCCUGUAUGGAUGACACCUAGUCACGUCACGCCUUUGGGUUUGUGGCUAGAGAAAUUAGUUCAUACACGCUUCUUUGGGUUCAUGUCUCCUUGCCCGUGGGCACCGACGACGGGCAUUGAAGGCUGGUUGCGCUCCUUCUUCCAUCGCACGUGGCUCGGAAGAAAAUUAGUGGGUGCUUUCUGGAACAUACUUGGGGAAGACGCUAUCGCGCUGAAUGGGAUGGAUAAGCAUCCUGACACAAAGAAGUUACGGCCGUGGAGAGGCGCUUUUGAAGUUGGCAAUGCACUGUCAAUUCAUAACUAUCCAAACAGCUUCUUUGAGAUGGUUAAAGAAGGGAAGAUCAAGGUCAUCAUAGACGAUAUUGCCAGUCUGUAUGGGGAACAACAGGUUAUACUGAAGUCGGGACAGGUGUUGGAGACGGACGCAGUCGUAUGCGCGACAGGAUGGCAGAAAGGAUACACGUUUCGUUUCGAACCUAGAGAGCUGGAGAAAGAGCUGGGCUUGCCAACGACAUUACCACCAACACCCGAAGAAGAAGCUCUUAUACAGCGGUCAGAAGAGACUCUAUACACCGAAUUCCCUUACCUCAAAGAGAGGGACACAAGUCGCGUCUACCACCCCAACCACUCCCUUCGCCAUGCCCAACAGCCAACUACAGAUACGCAGCCUUACCGCCUGCACCGCUUUAUGGUACCUCCGAAAGCCAUAGCAGAUCGCAACAUCGCCUUCGCAGGCGCAGUGCAUUGUCUCGGCACUUUCCCCAACGCGUACAUUCAAAGUCUCUGGAUCACCGCCUACCUUGACGGUACCCUGUCUGUUCCCUCCUCGCCCACCAAGACACUUGAGGAGACAUACCGUAAUACACAAUACUGUGUACUACGGGGCGCAAUGAGCUAUGGGCAUACAUUGCCUGACCUUGUCUUUGAUACUCUGCCCUACUUCGACACGUUAUUAAAAGACAUGGGUAUGCAAGAGCGUCGUAAGGGUGGAGGCGUAAGGGAGUGCGUGAGUAGCUAUGGUCCGGAAGACUAUCGGGGAUUGCUGGAAGAUGUUGAGAUAAGGAUGAGAAUAGUGAGGGGCUUCCUAAAGUAG